Osmerus eperlanus (European smelt) is the source of this 2612-nucleotide messenger RNA. Its product is annotated as zinc finger protein 658B-like. Gene Ontology annotation, biological process: regulation of transcription by RNA polymerase II. The coding region runs from base 281 to 2071 and encodes 596 amino acids. The transcript has 4 exons. Gene Ontology annotation, cellular component: nucleus. Gene Ontology annotation, molecular function: DNA-binding transcription factor activity, RNA polymerase II-specific; RNA polymerase II transcription regulatory region sequence-specific DNA binding. NCBI's taxonomy places the organism in Eukaryota, Metazoa, Chordata, Actinopteri, Osmeriformes, Osmeridae. The record is from RefSeq and is a predicted model, not a curated record.
GUUCCGGCUUCAGGGGUCUGAGGAGAGAGUGCUGCAAAUAGACCCUAUUGCAUACGGGUGGAAAUGUGCCCUUUGCUCAAUCUACAGUUGUUUAUCAUGCCAGAGAUCCUCUGUUGGCCAGUCAUACUUGAUCGUGGGUGGAGACUAGACAGUGGGAGACUUCUUCCAGAGAACAACAGAGAGACUACAGAGACUCAACCAGAGAGAAACAAGCUUCCAGAGACUAGAAACCAGACAGGACCCAGAGAGACCAGACAGAGAACAAAGAGAGACCUGAGUUAUGGAGACACAUCAGUGUGACACCUGUGGGAAGAGCCUUUCCUCAUCCAGGAGCCUCAAGCAGCACAUGAUGAUCCAUACUGGGGAGAAGCCCUACAGCUGUGACCUCUGUGGUAAAACCUUUUGUCACUCUGGCCAUUUAACAGUUCACAGCAGGAUCCACACAGGAGCGAAGCCCUUCAGCUGUGACCUCUGUGGUAAAACCUUUAGUCACUCUGGCCAAUUAACAGUUCACAGCAGGAUCCACACAGGAGAGAAGCCCUACAGCUGUGACCUCUGUGGUAAAACCUUCAGACAAUCUGGCCAAUUAACAGUUCACAGCAGGAUCCACACAGGAGAGAAGCCCUACAGCUGUGACCUCUGUGGUCAAACCUUUAGCUGCACUUCUAGUUUCAGCGUUCACAGCAGGAUCCACACUGGAGAGAAGCCCUACACCUGUGACAUCUGUGGUAAAACCUUCAGACAAUCUGGCCAAUUAACAGUUCACAGCAGGAUCCACACAGGAGAGAAGCCUUACAGCUGUGACCUCUGUGGUCAAACCUUUAGCUGCACUUCUAGUUUCAGCGUCCACAGCAGGAUCCACACUGGAGAGAAGCCCUACACCUGUGACCUCUGUGGUAAAAACUUUAGGAAGGCUGAGAGUUUAAGAAUUCACACCAGAAUCCAUACUGGGGAGAAGCCCUACAGCUGUGACGUCUGUGGUAAAAACUUUAAUCAGCCCCAGAGUUUAAGAAUUCACACCAGAAUCCAUACUGGGGAGAAGCCCUACAGCUGUGACGUCUGUGGUAAAACCUUUACCAAUGCUAGCUAUGUCAAAGUUCACAGCAGGAUCCACACUGGAGAGAAGCCCUACAGCUGUGACCUCUGUGGUAAAACCUUUAUCCAUGCUUCCACCUUGAUACUUCACCGCAGGACCCACACUGGGGAGAAGCCCUACAGCUGUGACAUCUGUGGUCAAUCCUUUUGCCAGGCUGCCAGUUUAAGAUCUCACAGCAGGAUCCACACAGGAGAGAAGCCCUACAGCUGUGACAUAUGUGGGAAAACCUUUAAAACUGGUAGCAAUUCCAGAGCUCACCGCAGGAUACAUACCGGGGAGAAGCCCUUCAGAUGUGACAUCUGUGGUAAAACCUUUAGCAUGAAGGGGGAUUUCAGGGUUCACCGCAGGAUCCACACCGGAGAAAAGCCCCACAGCUGUGACAUCUGUGGUAAAACCUUUGGGCGGGCUGACCAGUUUAGAGUUCACCGCAGGAAACAUACUGGGGAGAAGCCCUACAGCUGUGACCUUUGUGAUAAAACCUUUAGCCUUGCUACUGCUUUCAGCCUUCACCGCAGGAAACACACUGGAGAGAAGCCCUACAGCUGUGACUGCUGUGUUAAAACUUUCUAUACCGCUGGUGAACUGAAGCAGCACCGCAGGAUCCACACUGGAGAGAAGCCCUACAGCUGUGACCUGUGUGACUAUUGCUGUACCACACAAGGCAAUCUGAAAAACCACAUGUCUUUUCACACUGGAGAGAAGCCCUACAGCUGUGACCUCUGUGAUAAAAACUUUAGCAUGAAGGGGGAUGUCAGAGUUCACCGCAGGAUCCACACCGGAGAAAAGCCCCACAGCUGUGACAUCUGUGGUAAAACAUUUAACCGGGCUGGCAAUCUUAGAACUCACCGCAGGAUCCACACUGGAGAGAAGCCCUACAGCUGCCCACACUGUGACUAUUCAUGUCAAACAAAUGGCAAUCUGAAGAGUCACCUGCGUAUCCAUGAUAAAAAAACAAACCAAAGCAGUGAUGUCUAGGGCCAAGCUGUCCCAGCAGUCACCACCUGAGAGAACUUCUGUAUGACCCACAGCUGGAAGAACUACUGGCCUGCACCUACUGGGAGAGCACAUGCAGUAACACCAGAUCUACAGUCCAACAUGACGGCACACACACAUUCUUUUUAAUUUUUGUUUCUAUUUUGUAGUGCUGACAGUUUCGUGAUGUUGUUAGUGUUUUCAUUGAUUCGGAUAAUUCCCUAUCAUCACUUGGUUCCAGUCUCUGUUACUUUUCUUGUAUUUGAUCAAUGUAAAGGCCUUAGACUGAUUUGAAAGGUGAUUUAAAAGGUGAUAAACAAAGUUAUCUGACCUACUCUCUGUCUCGGUGGAUCAUUUAUCUCUCUAUUAAUUCCAGGAAUCUGUGUAUGUACAAAUUAGAAUGGGGUUAGUUUCCCACGAUCAGAGAAAGAACAGGGCACUCUGCAAAGUUCAUAUUCCGCAAGUGUCUUCUUUAUAUUCCAACAGAGCGCAGAGUGAUGUUGUUGGGAUAAGCAUUUCGACAUAAAAUUAUGAAAAUGUAUUU